Chiloscyllium plagiosum (whitespotted bambooshark) is the source of this 7321-nucleotide messenger RNA. The record is from RefSeq and is a predicted model, not a curated record. NCBI's taxonomy places the organism in Eukaryota, Metazoa, Chordata, Chondrichthyes, Orectolobiformes, Hemiscylliidae.
CCCUUCAAUCUCUCCUGAAUUCUCACAGCAUGGAAGAGUCACUUGGUAGAUUUCUGACCAGUUUACGCUGACUUCUGUGGAGCUUUACACUUUUCAAACAAAACAAACCUAUUCAUUUAAUUGAGUUGGCAGACAACAGCUUCAGUCAGGCGAAACUAUGAUCUGGAGGAGCUUUGGGGUGGCUUUAUUUUUGUCAUCCUGUCUCUGUGCGUCCCGCUGUGGACCGAUUGCUGAGGGGGACCCAGAGCUGGGGUCCGGGGCACCACUCACAGUAGAUGAAGUAGACUUGCUGGACAAGCUUGCUUCCUUUUCAUUUGAUCUCACCAACAUUUCCCUUUCACUUGAUGAAGAGAAUUGCACAGUCUAUGAAGUUGGACAAUAUUCCACCCUCAGCAUACCAAGUCGAGAAGUAUUUGGAAGCAGUUUUGCAGAUGAAUUCAGUCUCCUGAUCAAACUGCGCUACACAAUGAGAGAAGACACGAUUCUUUUCACCAUACUGAGCUAUCAAAGCCACAUCCUGCUCCAAGUCAGACUCAGUCCCUCUGCUUUUGUGUUUGUGACCACCAGGAGACGCCACUAUGAGUUUCCUAUUGCUUUUCUUUCAGAUGGCAAGUGGCAUAAAGUUGCAAUUAGUGUUUCCUUGAAUAAAAUGGAGGUGUAUGUCGACUGCAAGCUUAUUGAGAGCGUCAGGUGGAAGAAUUACUUUGGGAUGGAAAUAACUACAGAAGGGCUAGUCAUUAUCGGAGGACUGAUCGAGGCCUUUGAGACACCUUUCAAGGGGCUAAUUCAGCAAUUGUUAUUUGUAAUGGGAGAACCAACUGCAGCCAAAGCACAAUGUACUAGAUACAACCGGGCUUGUAGGGAGACUUCUGAAGCUGAAACUGUCCUAAAUGGCUCUGGUUUUCAUCAAGACAACUAUUUUCUACCAGUACAGUCUGAGGGUUCUGAGUAUACAACCCCUAGGACACAUGCAAGAUCUACCUUGUCUGAGAAUCUAGCUCAGGGAUCUCCAAGGAAGAAUCCUCCUGUGGAUAUUUCUGUUACAAAUACUGGACCAGGAUGGCCAAUUGAAGAUGAUCAACAUGGUAGCACAGAACUGCUAAACCUUACUUACAAUGAAAUCGCAAAUUCAGGACCAGCCUGGCCUGGUAUAAAUAUCAGCAAUCCAACAUUCACACUUAAUUCUACAGGUAUUUCAAAUGCUAUUCCACAAGUUCUUGAUUUCAGAAUCAAUAAAAUGCAGGGAAAGAAUGAUGACUGGACUAAUUUAGAGACUUCUAAUAAACUUGAUGAACUUAUUGGUGAAGAGUUCUACUUAUCAAAUACAGAAGAUCAAGAAGGUAUCACAAUACAUGGAGAUAAACAGGAUGGGGGGUUAGUGGUGUCUGAUGAAUCCACAAUGUCAUUAACCACUCCAAAAGCUUACACAGAUUUGCAGACAAUUUCAUCAAUUUCAACACCUCGAGAUGUGAUCUGGUCUCAAAAGGAGACAGGUUCACAGCAGAAGGAAAACAUGUUGGCAGAGCAUGAUAACCUUGCAGACUCGAAGAGGAUGAGGUGGUAUGAAGUUGACAUUGAUCUAGAGGGUGUACGUUUCCAGGGUGAGAACAGCAAAGGAGAAAUUGGUUCGAAAGCAGGGACCACGGAACUGGAUCAUAUUGAAGAGACGUUCCAUUGGGAGAAUGACAGACAUCAUGAAAUUUCAAAGAGUGCUGGAAACCAAACAGUGAUCCAUCCAAAUCCCAGAGGGCAAAUGAGAAAAAGGAUAGGACGUCCUGGGCCACCCGGGCCAACCGGGCCACCUGGCUCAAUAGGUGACCCUGGACCACCAGGACCUAAAGGAAACAAAGGUUAUCCAGGUGGAAUAGGACGGACUGGCCAAACAGGUGUUCCUGGUCUUCCGGGUCCUCCUGGCCUGCCAACAAUUUAUCCUUGGAGAAAUUCCCAUGAAGACUGGUUGGCCUUUUUUCAAACACCUUUUUAUCAGAUAUUGCAAGCAGGUUGGCCUACACAGCGUGGGAUUCUAGGACCUCGUGGACAACCGGGAAAGCCAGGACCUACUGGACGUUGUGGAGAUCCUGGAAUUCCAGGUACACCAGGCUUACCAGGGGACAUGGGGCUUGAAGGACUCAGGGGCUUCCCAGGCCCAAUGGGUCGGAAGGGAUCUCCCGGAAUCCCUGGUGAACCUGGUCCUCGAGGUCCGUCUGGAAUUCCUGGAGAACAGGGACCUCAGGGCUAUAUGGGAAACAAUGGAAUUCGUGGAGAGAAAGGGGAGCAGGGAUUUAGAGGAUUACCUGGACCAGUUGGGGAUAAAGGAGAAAAAGGAGCCAAGGGUGUCCAAGGUGAAAUUGGACUUCCUGGGGCUUUUGGGCCUUUGGGUGCCAAGGGUUUGAAAGGAAUUCCUGGAUUACAAGGUCCAAGAGGUCCCCCAGGAGAGUUUGGAUUAAUAGGAGCACCGGGACUGCCUGGGCCAAUGGGCGAAGAAGGACCACCAGGACCAAAGGGUGUGGCAGGUGUGAAUGGCUCAGAGGGGCAGAUUGGGUUGCCAGGGUUACCUGGACAGAGGGGCCCUCAGGGACCACAUGGUAUGAAUGGAAGAAGUGGUCUUAAAGGAAAGAGGGGCCAUCAGGGCCGGCCUGGAUUAGAAGGACUUGCUGGUACAAGGGGAGAUCCUGGUGAAGAUGGACCACCUGGGCCAAGAGGGGAACCUGGUUCUGAAGGUCCAAAGGGAGUGAUUGGAAUGCCGGGUAUCAGAGGUCCACCAGGCGAUUCAAGGGCAAGAGCAUCAGAUGGUGCACAUGGGGACCCUGGAGAGAAAGGAGAUAUAGGACCACCUGGGUUACCAGGUAAAAGAGGAUUCCAGGGACCAAGGGGGCCACCUGGAAUUCCUGGAAUUCUUGGUCAUAAGGGUCAGCUUGGAGCAGUUGGAUCUGACGGUGAAGAUGGAGUCAUGGGUCUUAAAGGACAGCAAGGACCUGUAGGACCCAAGGGCAACAGAGGAUCUGAUGGCCCAAAAGGAAUUCAAGGAUCCAGAGGGCACAGGGGGCGUAUAGGUCAGCGAGGAUUAGUAGGAUUACCUGGACCAGCAGGAUUAAAAGGCCAGCAAGGAAUACCGGGUCCUGAAGGAAAGCCUGGUACACAGGGUACAUCUGGAAUUCCAGGUGACACUGGGAAGAGGGGGCCAUGUGGCUUCAGAGGAAUAAGGGGUAAUCGAGGAUCAGAUGGACUUCCAGGACUACCUGGGCCUCCCGGGCACCCCGGACCUGAUGGAAUUCCUGGUCAAACAGGAGAAAGGGGUCCCCCUGGUAAACCUGGGCUCUCAGGACUGCAAGGACCUGUAGGCAUGUAUGGAUUCCCUGGCCCUUUGGGUUUGCGAGGAAGGCCAGGAUCAAGGGGAGGCAAGGGAGAACCAGGUAAAAGGGGACAACUGGGACAAUCCGGAAAACCAGGUCUAAAAGGUCCAUGUGGCAAGCCUGGUGAGCGAGGGCCUCCUGGACCACCAGGCAGAAUGGGAGAUCCAGGCCCUAAAGGAUUAAAGGGGCUUCCUGGUCAACCUGGAAACAUAGGGAAACAUGGUGCUUUUGGCAAGAUGGGACCACCAGGUGACCAAGGACCACCUGGAGCAACAGGCCUCAGUGGAAGCCCUGGAUAUAAAGGAAGAGAAGGAGCUGUCGGACCUGAAGGACCUCUUGGACAAAAGGGGGAGAAGGGUGAAAUGGGCCCAAUAGGAGACACUGGUGUAGCAGGACUGGAUGGGGAGCAGGGUGUACCUGGGGGUGAAGGUGAAGGAGGCCCUGCUGGAAGGAAGGGAGAACAGGGUGCCCCAGGAAGUCCCGGCAUGCCUGGCCCAGCAGGGAUUAAAGGAGAAGCAGGAGCUGAGGGAUUACCAGGACCUCCAGGAGAGAGAGGAGCAUCUGGAGAAAAGGGAGAGCUAGGUCUGGAAGGUGAUCCAGGAGACUUUGGGCCCAAAGGAGAAAAGGGUGUUGAGGGCCCACAGGGACUCCCUGGUCCAUUCGGGCCCAUUGGAAUAACAGGAGAAUCAGGCAGCCGAGGGCAGAAGGGAGAGAAGGGAGAGCCCAGUUUAAUGGGUCCAGUUGGUUUAAUUGGCAUUACAGGCCUGAUUGGACAUCGUGGACAAGCUGGUGAUGUGGGACUGAUUGGACCAGAGGGAAAAGUUGGGCCCAAAGGAAAGAAGGGUGAACAUGGGCCUAUUGGAAUGCCUGGACCUCAGGGUGACAUUGGACUUCAGGGGUUACCUGGUGAGAAAGGAGAAGUUGGUGAUCGUGGAAACGCUGGGCCCAUUGGUCCACUAGGUCCUGUAGGAACCAAAGGUUUACCAGGACCCAAAGGUGAAAUUGGAUUUCAGGGAAUGAAGGGUGAAGUAGGUCUUGAAGGAAAACCAGGUGUUAUGGGAUCAGAUGGACCGGUUGGGGAAACAGGCCCAGUUGGGAAACCAGGGACAGAGGGUCCUAUUGGAGACCAAGGACCACAAGGUGGAGUUGGCCAACCAGGCAGAAUGGGUCUAAGAGGUCAACGAGGACUGGAAGGCAGAAUGGGGACCAAAGGAGAAAAGGGUGACAAUGGGAUUGUUGGAAAACCAGGAAACCCAGGAAGAGCAGGAAAGAUGGGGAAGAGAGGAAAAGCAGGAUCAAGAGGACUAAGAGGGAAAAAAGGUUUAAAGGGCUCAAGAGGUAAAACUGGACCUGUAGGACCACAUGGAUCAAUUGGACCUCAUGGAAUGCCAGGACUAAGAGGAGACAAGGGGAUUCUUGGUCUGAAAGGUCUAAAGGGAUUAAUGGGAGAUUCAGGACUUCCUGGGCCUUUUGGGGAUCCGGGGAAAAAGGGGAAUCCAGGAUCCAAAGGUCUCUCUGGAGUGCCAGGUCAUAAGGGUGAACAGGGCGACAUUGGCCACCCCGGGAAUGAAGGGAUGGAAGGAAUACCAGGAUUACCGGGUCGACUUGGACCAAAGGGGCUUAAAGGAUUUCCAGGAAUGCCAGGGAUAAAAGGUGCUGUAGGACCACCAGGCCUCCCUGGUCCUCCUGGUCCACCAGGACCUUCACUGAAAAUGCCUAAAGAAGAAUUCCAGAUACUUUUGAGCAAAGCACGUGGUACAGUUUCCCAGAAAAUUUGGAAAACUCUGGAAGCUUUAAAAAUGGAAAUUCGGUAUAUCGUUGCCCCACCCACUGGAACCAAGGACAACCCUGCCUCAACCUGCAAAGAACUGAAGCUGUGUCAGCCACAGCUCCGUGAUGGUUUCUAUUAUAUUGACCCUAAUCAAGGUUGUCCAUAUGAUGCACUUAUGGUCUACUGCAACUUUACAGCAGAUGGAGCAACCUGCUUGCCAACUGUGGAGAAUGAGGUUCCUACAAAAGGUUGGUUCAAAGAGCAUCCAAAGGAAAGUGCACAUCAGUGGUUCAGCACUACAGAAGGAGGAUUUCUGUUUGAAUAUCCUGGAGUAAACAUUGUGCAGCUUCGUUUUUUAAAACUUCACAGUACACAUGCCAGGCAAAAACUAAUCUACAAGUGUAAACCCGGUCUUAAUUUGGUCAAGAUGAAUAUAAGUGAUCCCAGAACAAUUCAAUUCAUGGGUGACAACCAAAAGAAGAUACAUAAUGGGCACAAAAGCUUCUCAGUUAAUUUUGAUGGAUGCUCGUUGAAUGACUCUGGACCGCAUGAGAUUGAGUUUGAAGUCACCACUGAUGAAGUUGAUCUACUACCUCUUAGAGAUUUAGCACUCUUUAAUAAUGGCAAUGGCACUCAGGAGUUUGGCUUUUCUGUUGGUCAAGUGUGCUUUUAUUAAUCAUGUAAUCCAGUCUCUGGAAGACCAAUGGAUGAUACGAAUACCUGUUUUGCAUCACACAAAUAAACCAGCAACUGAGGACAUGACAGUUUUAUUUUUCAAAUGACUUAUUGCAAGACAAGUGCUUUUACAAAAGCUGCAUUUUUUUUUGGAAGGCAUUAUUUAGAGAGGCUUCCAUUAACCUUUGGACUAAGUUCCUACUGAAGGGCCAUGUAUUGUUUACACCAGUAAUGCAACUUUGAAGAGUUUGCUGUCAACUUCUGCAGUAUGUGCCUACCACCUUACAUAUCUUGGAUGGUACUUGACUGAGGAUAAAAGCUGGAUCAUGUUGUAUUUUUGUAUUCAUUUAGCACCGAAAAUUAAGCUUUCAAAACCAGAUGAAUGAGCACUGAACUCACAGUUUACAAAAUUGAUUGCAGUUAUUAUUGAGAAGCUGCAUUUGCACGUGUAAGUACAAACACUAGUGUUGCCUGUCAAUAUUUCACUAUACUAUCAACACCUGGCCCACACUUUAUUGCUCAAAGCAUGACACAAAACUGGAUCUUGACUUCAAUAAUGCAUAUGUACAUCAUUUCCUGCUUUAUUCUGAGGUGCAGGAUUGAUACUUAUAUGCAGUAAUUGUGAUACAAGCUGGAGGUUUUAGGUCUGUACCGAUCAGCAGCAGAGGUUUAGUUACAAUUGCUGUCAGUGGAUUUUGUCUUGCGGUCACCAUGAAUUAGUGAAGGUUCAACAUACAUUUCUGAACUUAUUCUCCCAACACUAAGAAGACUGCAAUUUCAGACCACAUUUGGUUCUUUGUAUUUAUUUACAUGCUACUAAUAACUCAUAUAUAUUUACAUAUUACUACUAUAAAGAGAUUGUGUGGCAAAAAUACCUCACUGUUGACCAUAUUGUAUUGCUAGACUGAAAGAAAUCUUUUAGGCAGCCACAGUAAUCUGCUAGCAUGGAACAGUUUUGUUUGUAACGUAUGGCUGAAAAAUCUGACUGGGAGUAUUUAACCAUAAUGUGGAUAAUAUCUGCAUAUUAAAUAUUAAUAAAACAUCUCUCCCAUCAUUCCAUAAAAAAGAUAGAAAACCAUUUCAGGGACGAGCUAUUAGAAUCAAUGCUCAAACAUUAUGUAGGAGAUAGAGAAGCAACAUUGCCUACAAAGCCUUUUCUGUUUUUAUAUUGCUUGUUCAUCCUUUAAUCCUUUCUUAAUUUUGAUUUUAUACAUUGGGCCAGUUUUUCUUAUGUUAAGUACUUAUACGUUCUGUUCUUUAUAUACAAGGUGCAAAAGAAUUUAUUAGUAUAAGUAAAAAGGCACAUGCCUAGAAUGUUAUAUAUAUAUGUACCUUACCUGGAAGUGAGGAGGCACUUUGUGCUUUCCAGCAGUACUGUAUCACAGCUCUUAUUUUUGUCAUUACUUUUGUGUAAUAUACAUCCUCUCUGUUAGAACAUAAUCCUGAAUGAAAGUGAUAUGCUGGUCAUUUUUGCUGAUUAAAAUUCCAAUUUUUGUGAAUAAAUAAAGGUAUUUUAAGUGUA